Acanthaster planci (crown-of-thorns starfish) is the source of this 6161-nucleotide messenger RNA. RefSeq lists its product as uncharacterized. The record is from RefSeq and is a predicted model, not a curated record. Gene Ontology annotation, molecular function: protein binding. Lineage: Eukaryota; Metazoa; Echinodermata; Asteroidea; Valvatida; Acanthasteridae.
GGCUCAGCGCGAGACUGUGAGUGUGACCUUCUAGUUCCAUCUUUUGAUUGAAGAUUCUAGGGAGAUAUUUGUCGGUUGCUGGAUGUUGUCAGAGAGGCGGAGUUUAUCCAGAGAACUUCGCAUUUUUGCCGGCCAAAUGUUAACGGAAAAUUCACUCGGGAAAAAUCAUGACUGUGGACGUGACUGGAGAUCAUCUAACAUGCAGCACAGAGUUACUUGGCCGGAAAAAUCACAGGAACUUCAGUCACUGGGAAACAGAUGUACUGUCAUGAUUGAAUCAGCCAUUGCAUGUUGAGGACACAAGUAACAAGCAGCUCAUGUCCACCAAUACAACUCGACCAAUACGAGGAGAGUUGGUGAAAUGUCUGUGAGUGACAGCGUGCCAUGGCCAAUCAGAAACCAGGCCAGGUUCAGCAGUCGCUGCUCAGGAAAUGGCUGGCCAGUUUAAAGGCACGAGUGGCCGCUCCGCUCCUCAGAAUGACCACCGAUCAUCUUAAGCUGCAGAUGAAGACGGCAUCGUGAGAGAGCAGAUUGCAAGUAAGAGAAUACGGCCUACACCGAUUAAAUUCAGACACCGGGAACUUGUAUGCUUGACUAAAACGCAUCAAGAUGCAAAUGUGUCUCACUACAAUCCUUUCAUUUGCCAUCCUUCUGGGCAACUCUAUCAAGCUCCAAGCACACAUUACUGGGCCGGUUCCCACAGACAGUGAUGGUCCUGUGUCUCAGCUGUGUCCAGUGUGCUGCCAGCAGGGACCUGCUGGAACACCCGGCAUACCAGGCCUGCCGGGCAGCCCAGGCCUGUAUGGCCCAUCGGGGUCAAAGGGCGAUGCAGGUGAACCUGGUAAAAAAGGGGAGAUUGGUCCUGUUGGUCCGAUGGGUCAGCAGGGAAUUCCCGGAAAAAUCGGGCCCAAAGGGGAUAACGGAAUGGGCCUGCCUGGUGAGACAGGUCGGAGAGGUCUUCCUGGUUUUGUGGGCCCAACUGGGGAAGCGGGUGUCAAAGGUCAGAAGGGUGAGCCUGGUGAGGCUCCAAAUGACACCGCAUACCGGGUGGCAUUCACCGCGAGGAGGAUGACCGACUCGGAUACCUCUACGAGUUACGGCACACGUUUGGCCUUCGAGGAAACUGGGUUGCUUCUUGAGGGUACCAGCUUCGAUCUGGCAACAGGCACGUUCACAUGUAAUGUGCCGGGUAUCUACAUGUUCAUGUUUUCUCUGUGCAAGGAUCGUUCUGUCGAUGAACUCGAUGUCCAGCUGAGGAAGAACGGUGACCCGAUUAUUUCUGGUGCUAGCAUUAACCAAAGUAAUCAUGACCAGGUGUCUGGGAGCACAGUGGUUGUUCUGGAGCAAGGAGACACAGUGUAUUUAACAAUGUAUGGUAGGGUGCAUAGUAAUAGAGGGAAUUACGUCACAUUCAGUGGCUUUCUCCUUGCUGAAUUGUUUUUUAACUAUUUGCAUUUGACUAUGGCCUCCCCAUCGACCUUCCUUUUUUUCUAUUUUGCUCCAGUUAUUUUUUUUGUUUGUUCCCUGGACAUAUUUUAUUAUAUUUUGCAGAUGCAAAUGUGUCUCACUACAAUCCUUUCAUUUGCCAUCCUUCUGGGCAACUCUAUCAAGCUCCAAGCACACAUUGCUGGGCCGGUUCCCACAUACAGUGAUGGUCCUGGGUCUCAGGUGUGUCCAGUGUGCUGCCAGCAGGGACCUGCUGGAACACCCGGCAUACCAGGCCUGCCGGGCAGCCAAGGCCUGUAUGGCCCAGCCGGGUCAAAGGGCGAUCCAGGUGAGCCAGGUCAUAAGGGUGAGAUGGGUCCAAUAGGCACUGUGGGUGAGCGGGGAGUUCCCGGAAACCCUGGGGCAGCUGGUGUCAAAGGACAAAAGGGUGAGCCUGGAGAUAUUCCAGAAAAUUCUGGCCACCAGGUAGCAUUCACCGUGACGAGGACGACUGCCUCGGAGAUCUCUACAAGUGACGAUACUCGUUUGCCCUUCCAGCAGAUCCAGACGCUCCUGCCGGGUACCAGCUUUGAUUUAGCAACCGGUACAUUCACAUGUAAUGUGCCGGGCACCUACGUGUUCAUGUUUUCCGUUCUGAAAGAUUCUUCCAGUAGCUACAUUCGGGUUCAUGUCAGGAAAAACAAUGACAUGGUUGUCGCUGGCUAUAGUGGUAGCUCAAGUCAGUAUGAGCAGGUAUCCGGGAGUGCGGUGCUGGUUUUGCAGCAAGGAGACACAGUACAUUUGACCUUCAAUGGUAAGGCAUUUAGUAAUCCAACCUAUCAGUACUGGUACACCUCAUUCAGUGGCUUUCUUCUUUAUGCCCAAUAGGCAAACAGCAACCAUGCAGCGAUAUAAGGGCAAUUCACAACACUUGUACACCACCAAGGGGUUGCCAUGGAAAUGCCACUUGCGGGAAAUGGUCAACAAAUUUUAUCCAUCGAGUGAACAGGGGGAAAUUGAAUUUUUUCCAAUGAUUCAUUGUCAGGGAAAAAUAUUUGUAUGUGUAUUUUGAGUAGCAGUUUUACUUAAUCCUAGCAGUCAAAAUUCCUCUGAUUUCAAGUUCCUCCAAUAUGAUUUACAUACACCCUAGGGGGGUUAGGGUUAAUUCUGUCGAUUGCAUGGAAUGUCCCAGUCUAUCAGCCUAUUGCGGCAAGGUGGUCAUUCUUUUGUUGACAAUAAUUUCAGGUCUUCCAGUUCUUUUAAAAUUGAUUUUGUAAUGGAUUGGCAUGAUCUUUCACUGAAAUUUUCUGACAUUUUCGUAGCAUUACCUGACCUGAAAGAGAAUAUCCUGCCAAAAAUGACCUCUCACUUCCAAAAAUCUAAACUACAUAAAGACUAGUGCAGUUUGGUGCCUUGUAUGCAGAAUGAAGAGGUAGAUUAUUACACGUACAUGCAUAUUUUAUGGUAGUCUUUUGUGGAAAGCUAAAAUAAAAACAGACUAAAACAUUUGAAACAGUUUCAAAGUUAUGAGGAAAUAAACUUAACAAAAUAAUCUGUGUUUGCCUAAGAUUCUAAAGCUUAGUCUAUCCUUUGCUCUCAAGAAGUGCAUCAGAUCAACUUGACUCAAUUCCCAAUCCAUUCUGCGUAGGUCCCGAAUGGCUACAGGUUCCAUUUCAACACAACGUGACUUUUUUUUAAGUAUGAUUUUCUUGUUUCUUUUUUUGAAAUGGUUGAAAAUCUUUAAAUUUCCCCUCAGAAUUUGUAUUUUCCGGAAGAUUUCUUUUAAACUUUUUAUUUCCUCAGUAAUUUUCUUAGGGUGUGAAAAUUCCCUUCAAAAUGAAAAUUUCCUGAAAUGUUGAAAAUUUUCUCGCAAACUUUAGUGAAGCAAACUUCCAGGAAAAUUUGACCUCUCCUUGGCAACUUCUUGGCAGUGCAGAGUAUUGCAGAUUGCCCUAUUUAUUGUGCCUUGCUGCAUAGUUUAUGAGGCUGCUCCACAAUGAUCUGCAGCCAUAGCUAAAUUUCAUUUAAACCGGUAUUCUGUGCCUGAACUUUAUUUGAAGUCCUGCAGCAUGGUGUGUAGCCCAUUGCCAUCAUCAUCGUGGGUUUGUUCAGUAUGUUGCAUUUGGACACUGUAAUUUGGAGAGGGAAAUUUGGUGAAAAGAAUUCACUUUUACAUUCACAGUCACAUUUCACAAGGACGGAAAACAUCUCACUUGUAUGAAAAGGCAUGAAAUGUCCCCACUUGUGAAAACCUUUUUGCACUCCUUUUCACACUGUUUAUUCUGAGAAAAACAAUGUUCUAGGAUUUCAAUUUCAGAUCAAAUGUUGCUGAGUAAUUUUUUGAAUUACGCUUGAUUUCAGCAUCUGAGACACAGCACAUAAAUAGUCAAAUGGAGCUUUGUGAUGUCAUGCACUGAAUCAACGAAUUAUAAUAAUUGCACACGCUCGUGUGUUGUUUCAAUGCUUCCGCACGCUUCAAAUAACAAUUUGCCAAAAAUAUGUCUUUAGACAAAUGGCCUUCUUGCAUUGUUUCCUUCAAAAUAACAAAUCUGCCAGGAAGAAUAAUUUCACAGAAUUAAGUCCCAUAACCAUCUUCAAACCAAGUUUGCUUUUCAACAAUAACUUGUCUGUUACUUUUUGGACAACGCUAAAUAAUGGAUUGUACCUUUAAAGUUAGUUUGAUAUGUGUACAUUCGCUUUCUGAUCAUAUUAUUAAAGAUUGCAAGAAAAAAGGGAAUGAAAUGAAAAACAGCAGCAAAACAAUGUCCAUCGAUUAUUCUGAAUACAACCAUAAUUGGUUACAACUUCAACUGCAUAUAUUGUACAGUCAGUGUGACAGUGCUCAGAUGGAAAUGGAUGAAUGGCUCAUUGCAAUGUUCUGUUCUAGUUUCUCCUCAACAGCAGGUAACAGUUUUGGUUAGUGAAUCAAUUGAGUUGCUAGGACCAAUGUCCUGGAUCCACCCCUGCUCAUCAGCAUUCGGCUUUUAAAGCAUGACAAGGCUGGAAGCAUGCUAUUAGGGGCGGUGCACCAAGUUGCUUAGCACAAAGAAAAGGAGGGUGUAAUGACAGUGGAUACACCUUGACAGUCAAUGGGGCAGUGGGGGAUCCAAGCCAUGCAAUCAGUUGUCAUGUAAGCAAUUUUCAUUUCAUGCAAUGAAGAAGUUACAACUGUUACUUUAUAUGAUGUUAAGGAGUUAGUAGGGCUGUCUGAAAAGUCAGAAAAAUAUGGAAUGCCUAAAGGAGGUAGGGCUGGCUUUGGAUAUGGGGUUGUUAACAGUUGACAUCUCUUGUGUAUCAACUUCAUGGACGUGGACGCGUUCCCAUACCAUCUGUUGCAACUCCCCAAAAUAGUUCAAAUUCUUGUGAAAAUCAAAAAUCAGUAGGUCGUGAUGAGGACCAGUAUUACAAAUUGUCCUUGUAUGUGUAUCUUAUGGUAGAAGUUGAUUGGGGCCUAGGGGAUAGAUGAAGUCCCUUCCCCUCCCUGCCUACAAUCCUCCCCUAUCUAUGAGGGGCACGAUCCAGGGACCUAUGACAAUGGAACUGUGCUUUCCCUGCAACUACAUGGAUUAAAUCUUUUUUUUUUUGUUCGAGUGCCAUGGUCGAUUUUGUUCUUGACUCUUAAAGGGCACACAAUCGUCUGCUUUGAAAUAUAAUUGGAAUUUGCUUGAUGAUGUUUCAUUCCAAUUCAGUUGGGCAGUAGCAUUCUGGGGUCAAAAAAAUUACAUUUUAAAUGUAUAUCUCUGUCACUUCAUCUUAUAGCCUUGGCCAUGUCAAGUUGGUUUGGCAUAUUUGAAACUUUCAUUGAAGGUUUUGAUUAUUUAGAGAAAUAUGAAGGCAAGAAGCAUUAAGCACCUUUCAGUCAAGAUGGAAAGACCCUUAAUUGUUAAUUUGUUCUAAUCUAGCAUUACCUAAUCUUCAUUUUGAAACCUCAGUAAAAGAGUAAGGAUGACGAGAUCUUGCAGGAGUUCUUACAGAAAGAGAUCUUUUUAACAGAGAGACUUCAUAAAUGAGAGAGAUUGCCUCUUAUUUUGGAAAGGUUUCAUGCAGUACCUUAUCAAGUUUAGUAUGCUAUGUAGAUUUGUGAAUAUUUUCUCUAAUACAUUACUUACAAUUUGCAUUGAUAUAGUUACCCGAAUGGUAGUGAGUAUAUUGCUUGUUACUUAUUAUAUGCAAUGAACUUUGUUACAAACCAUUUUUUUUUUGAAAUUUUGAGAAGUCAGAGCCCUAAAGUACAUGUACUAGUGGACGGACUUUUGCCGCCCUGCCACCUGAUUUGAUCAUGCUAGUGUGCAGAAUGCAGUCUAAACAAAGAGCGGUCUCAAAUUACAACUGAACCCAGUUUAAAAGCAAACUUUGCAUGAAAAACAUAAAUUUCAGUUUAUGACAACAUCUUUAAAUUGAUAGUUUUAUCUGUUACGAUUAAUUAUUAUGGAUGCUUGGUAUUAAUCUACAGCUUCUUUCCUCACAUCACUGUAAAAUGUCAACUUGUAAAAAAGGCCAAGAGGCGAUACAGUUGCUCUUCAAAUGUCAUGAUUGUUAAAGUAUUUCUGUCAAAGUAGUCCACAAAUCCAGUUUGAUAUUUUGUCUUUGGCGUCAUACAUUUUACUAUCAGCCCCUAAAAGACAGUUAACCACCAUUUUUGUACUUAAAUGGCAUUUAGCAAAAUACACUAUGUACACCAUGUAACAUGUACAAGUAGAAUUUAGUGUGGAUUAAAAUAUCCUAUGAAUUGCAAA